UGAGUACAAGAAGAAAUAACUUUAUGCCCUGCAUUUAUCUUGGACACAUCCUGAAGCUUAAUCUGGUCAUAGUGCUCUUCUUUUGCACUGGACCACUUCACUGCUUUCUCCAUGGAAAUCCCUCCAUCUGGGGACACACCACCGACACCUUUGUGUGAGACUCUCCACAGAGAUUUCCGAGAUGAUCCCCCCAAAGGAGAUUUCCCUCUUCAGAAAAAAUCUCCGAAACUCUGUGGCUCCAACUACCCCCUGAGCAUUGCCUUCAUUGUGGUGAACGAGUUCUGUGAGCGCUUCUCCUACUAUGGCAUGCGAGCUGUUCUGACACUCUAUUUCUUAAGCUUCUUCCACUGGGAUGAGAAUCUCUCCACUGCUGUGUACCAUGCCUUUUCUGCGUUGUGUUAUUUCACACCUGUCAUCGGAGCCAUCAUGGCAGACUCGUGGCUGGGCAAAUACAAGACGAUCAUCUACCUCUCCAUUGUGUAUGUUGUUGGCCAUCUGAUAAAGUCAGUCGGUGCCAUUCCAUCCCUGGGCAACCAGGCAGUUCAUGUGGUCCUGUCUAUGGUUGGUCUGUUUUUGAUCGCCCUUGGAACGGGAGGUAUCAAGCCCUGUGUCUCUGCAUUUGGUGGGGACCAGUUUGAAGAGGAACAUACCUCAGAGAGAAGCAAGUUUUUUUCCAUCUUCUAUUUAUCCAUUAAUGCUGGAAGUUUGAUCUCCACGUUUGUAACUCCUGUAUUAAGAGGGGAUGUGAAAUGUUUUGGAGAGGAUUGUUAUGCACUGGCUUUUGGUGUCCCAGCAGCACUGAUGGUGUUGGCACUUGUUGUGUUCAUUGCUGGAAGUGGACUAUACAGAAAAACACCACCACAAGGAAAUGUCUUGCUGGAAGUGUGCAAAUGCAUCGGUUUUGCUAUUAAAAACCGGCUGAAAAACCGCUCCCGUGAGAUUCCAAAGAGAGAUCACUGGCUGGACUGGGCUUCAGAAAAAUACUCAAAACAGCUGAUCGCGGAGGUUAAAAUGGUGACUCGUGUUCUCUUCCUCUUCAUACCACUGCCAAUGUUCUGGGCCCUGUUUGAUCAGCAGGGAUCCAGGUGGACUUUGCAAGCCACAAAAAUGAAUGCUGAUUUUGGAAUAUAUGUCCUUCAGCCUGACCAAAUGCAGUUCCUAAAUCCACUUCUUAUUCUUGUCUUCAUCCCAAUUUUUGACCUUGGGCUCUACCCCCUGAUAAGCAUGUGCAAAUUGAAUUUCACACCUAUUAGGAAAAUGGCAACAGGUAUGAUCCUUGCAGGGCUGGCAUUUGGACUUGCAGCUGUUAUAGAAGUCAAAAUAAAUGAAACCGAUAUGCCUCGACUUGUCUCAAAAGAAAGUUUAAUUCGGGUCCUGAAUUUGGCAAAGAACCCUGUUCAAGUGACAAUCCAAGACAAGGACCUAUUUCAGCAGCCUGUGGAGUCUUUUCAGAACCCAGCUGAGUACUCAAAAUUAAUAUUGAAUGGAGAGCAACAGAGCCUUCACUUCACCCUGCAACAUCAAGGAUUGACUCUUGCUUUUAACUACACCGUGAAGGAAAAAUCAGUAUACAGCUUAAUUGUUUUUGAGGCAGAAGGAAGCCUAUCAAGCCGCUUAAUUACAGACUUGGAAGCAAAGCCAGAAAAUGGUUUGGCAGCUGUUAGAUUCAUUAAUGGUUUGAGCCAAGAUGUCAACCUCACCAUCGAUAGCAAAAGGUUUAUUGCUGUUCAGAAAAACUACAGUGCUUCUGAGUACUCACUGCUGGAGAGGGAUGUAUAUAAUAAUGGAAAAUGCAUAACUGAAACAGGAGAGUUCCCCCUGGAGCUGGGGCUGCUUGACUUCGGUGCCUCAUACACCAUUGUGAUAACUAAUAUUUCUGGAGGUGCUGUUGAGACGUGGAAGUCAGAAGACAUCAAAGCCAACAAUGUCCACAUGGCCUGGCAGUUACCACAAUAUUUACUGAUAUCUGCUGGGGAGGUGAUGUUCUCCAUUACAGGUCUGGCCUUCUCCUAUUCUCAGUCUCCAGCCAGCAUGAAGUCGGUGCUGCAGGCAGGCUGGCUGCUCACCGUGGCUGUGGGGAAUACCUUUGUGCUCAUUGUUGCCGAGGCUGCACCAAUGGCACAGUGGGCUGAAUUUGUCUUGUUCACUGUUCUCCUCUUUGCUGUGUGCAUUAUUUUCUCCAUCAUGGGAUAUUUCUAUGUCAGUGUGGAUCCAGAGGACCUAGAAGAAAAGGAAGAGAAGAGAGAGACCUCAAGCAGAGGAAACAUGAUUGGUCUUGUUACUCAGAAAACAAAGCUCUAACACAUCAUGGGUUGGGAUUUUUUUUUUUAAAACUCAGUUAUGAGAAGGUGAAAGAAGGGUGGGGACAGUGUUAUUUUAUUUUAGAGCACUGCAGUCUUUGUUACUCAAAAUGUAACCACCUUAUAAAUGGGACCAAAUGGCCCUCUAUAAAAACAAUGGGGGUCCUGAAAUCAGAACAAAACUCCCUGGGAAAGCUCCUCAGGUAUUAAAAGCCCUUAUUAGUAAUUACAGUGUAAUUUAAAACCUGUCCAUCUUUUUAAGCAUGGAAUGCUUUCCUAUGAUUUUGCCUUAAACAUAUAUUUAAGGCAGCAGGGAGGAAGGGUGGAAGGAAUGCCAUAUGACACAAAAAUCUGGAAAUGUUACGAGAGAAGAAAGAAGAAAAACUAGUAUAGGAAUUAGGGAAGAAUAGAUGUUAGUGACAGAAGGAUUUUUAAUGCUGUCAUCAAGGACUGUAAGGGUUACACAUAAUCCCAAAGGAUUUCAUAAUGUAACUCUCCUUAUGAGUAUUUCAUCCCAUUAUUGCAUGUUAUGAAUGGUUCUGAUUUAUGAUUUUCACCUUCAGGCUCAGAAGUAAUAACAGGGAAUUAAAUUCUGCAGGCUAAAAUAUUCCCAAAACACUGCUGACAAAGACAAGCAUGCUACCACCUCUCCCAUUUUUUCCCCUAGAAGUUUUUAGCAACUGAUGGUGUUCUUUGAUUAGACAUGAUUAUAGAAUUGCUUUAUGCUUUCUUAUUUCAGAAUUCCAGACAGUUAUUUGCCAUCUUCCUAUACAUUAAGCCUUUAUUGGGCAUUUCCUUUUACAGCACCUGUCACUGCAAGUUAGGAUAUAGCUGAUUUCUUAUCUCAUGCCUCAGUUAUUCCCCACUGGGAGACAAGUUGCAGUAGUUUCUAUAAAAUUCCAGGCAUCCUGCAGUGAGUUAUUUACAAGGAUGCACUUUAUCAUUUUUUCAGUCUACAAGAGGAGACCAUGGCAUAUGAGAUUUUUCUUUUUCCUUCUUGUUUUUCUGUCUCUACCAGACUUUGGAUAUAGCAAUUUUAUUGGAAUUGUGAUAUAACUGUCUGAUUUUCCUCAAUUGCGUGAA
Molecule: messenger RNA, 3383 nt
Organism: Pyrgilauda ruficollis (rufous-necked snowfinch)
Lineage: Eukaryota; Metazoa; Chordata; Aves; Passeriformes; Passeridae
Gene: SLC15A2
Product: solute carrier family 15 member 2
Exons: 23
Coding region: 112-2301 (729 amino acids)
Biological process (GO): transmembrane transport; oligopeptide transport
Cellular component (GO): membrane
Molecular function (GO): dipeptide transmembrane transporter activity
Source: RefSeq, a predicted model, not a curated record